This is a messenger RNA of Papaver somniferum (opium poppy), 940 nucleotides long. Its product is annotated as 50S ribosomal protein L24, chloroplastic-like. The coding region runs from base 111 to 698 and encodes 195 amino acids. Gene Ontology annotation, molecular function: RNA binding; structural constituent of ribosome. The record is from RefSeq and is a predicted model, not a curated record. The transcript is spliced from 4 exons. Gene Ontology annotation, biological process: translation. Gene Ontology annotation, cellular component: mitochondrion; ribosome. Lineage: Eukaryota; Viridiplantae; Streptophyta; Magnoliopsida; Ranunculales; Papaveraceae.
AGUAAUCUUGUUCUCUUCGGAAGAGCAUUAUCCACACUCUGAAAGGAGGAAGGAAGGAAUACGAACAAACCCAGAGCAAGAAAAUCACUUGAGAAACCAGAAGAAGAAAAAUGGCUGCGCUUCAAAGCUCUAUGACUGCUCUUCAGAGCUCCAUGACUUCUCUUUCAAUCUCUUCUUCCAAUUCUUUUUUUGGCCAACGCUUCUCACCCACUCUCUAUCCUACUCCGGUUAAAUCUGUGGAGAAGCCAUGUCUGAUUGUAAUGAGGCUCAAGCGAUGGGAGCGAAAGGAAUGUAAGCCAAACAGUCUCCCAGUUUUGCAAAAAAUGCAUGUGAGGUUAGGGGAUACCGUGAAAGUUAUUGCUGGAAAUGAGAAGGGUAAAAUUGGAGAGGUCAUCAGACUCUUCAAGCAUAACAGCACUGUCAUUGUGAAAGAUAUGAACAUAAAGACCAAGCACGUGAAGCCCAAAGAACAAGGGGAGCCAGGACAGAUUGUGAAGGUCGAAGGACCUAUUCACAGUUCAAAUGUGAUGCUCUACUCGAAAGAUAAGGAAGUGCAUAGCCGUGUGGGUCAUAAAAUACUCGAGGAUGGAUCGAGGGUACGUUACCUAGUUAAAACGGGGGAAAUUAUUGACAACAAAGAUGACUGGAAGAGAGUAACCAAAGAAAAAAAGCAGGAAUUGGAGAAAGUUGAAGCCUAGGGCUUAUCAAUUUUGUCUGUUCAUGUAGAUACUGAAACUGUUGUACUAAACGUUCUUUUAUGUAUGCGCUUUCAUUGUUGGGUCAUUUUUGCUUUUUGGAUCUGUGAAGCCUCUCUCUGUAGACAGCUAUUAGUGUUUCAAUGGGUUAUAUUUCUCAAGCAUGAAAACUUUUUCAUGUUAACUAGCAGUGUCAGUCACUGGAAAGAGUGACUUCUGCGCUACUUAGUACUGUUUUUCACUUC